AUGGCAGCCAUGGCCAAUGGAACCGCGAAUGGCGUGACCAACGGCGAUCAACUGGUUAGGCCUGUCAGCACUCGAUUUUCUGACAUCCCUUCCGCAAUCGAUAUUCCAGUUCAAGGAGAUCAGGAAGAUGAAGCUGUCGAAAUUGAUCUCGAAGACCUCUUGGACGACCCUACCGAACUUUGCACCCUAUUCGAGAACGAACGAGCCGCUAAAACCUACUGGAUGACGGUUGCGCUCGCGUAUGCAAAGCAGAAAAAGAUUGACCAUGCCAUUGAAAUGCUUAUCCGUGGCAGCGGCGCCAUCCAAAGCAGCAACCCACGCGAUAAGGUCAGCAUGAUUUGCUGCUUGUGCUGGAUGUAUCUAUGGAAGAGUCGCGAAGCACCACGUGUUGCGCCAGACGGGGUGCGAGUUUCCGAAGCGAAGACGAAAGAAUAUUAUCUCCAGCUGGCCACUUCAUCACUGAACGACGCUGCCCGGCUGAACCCCUCGUUUCCGCCCAUUUUCCUUGCCCGUGGCGUCCUAUUGCUCUUGCGAGCAUCGUUGCAGGCCCCCUCAAAGACGGCCGGAGGAAUCGGGUCUGAGAAGAAUGAAUUGCUGAAGACGGCAGUCAAAUCUUUUGAUGAUGCGCUUCGAGUAUCCCAAGGCAAGAAUAUGCUUGCUCUCAUGGGCAAGGCAAGAGCCUACUUCUCUAUGCACAAGUAUCCCGAUGCUUUGGCAACAUACCAGGAUGUUCUUCACAAGAUGCCUGAUUUGGUAGACCCUGAUCCCCGAAUCGGCAUUGGGUGCUGCUUCUGGCAACUGGGAUUCAAGGAGGACGCCAAGGUGGCAUGGGAGCGAAGCUUAGAAAUCAAUCCCGAUUCUAAAAUUGCCAACAUCUUGCUCGGUCUCUUCUACCUCGACGCCAGCGGUCAUGUGCCAGUUAACAGCGAUGAUUUCUUAAAACUAUACAGAAAGGCAAUGACGGAGUAUACGCAGAAGUCAUUCAAGUUGGAUAAGGAGGUCCCCAUCACUUGUUCUACCUUUGCUGGAUACUUUCUGUCAAGAAAGGCAUGGGAGAAUGCAGAAAAACUGGCGCACAAGGCCAUCCAGUACACGGAUGUCAACGCCAUUGCCAGUGAUGGCUGGUACCUGCUCGCCAGAAAAGCCCAUUACAAUGACGAUACGGAAAAAGCUAGCGACUAUUACCGUCGUGCCGAUGAUGCACGCGGAGGUGCGGACACAGGGUACCUACCAGCCAAGUUUGGUGUUGCUCAAUUGUCUGUCCUGAAGAACGAUCUCGGGGAAGCCAAGCUUCGUCUGGAGAAGAUGAUUCAGCAAUCGAAGAACCACGAAGCGAUGAUCUUGCUGGGAACACUUUACGCUGAAGAAAUCUUUGCAGGUCAGAAGAGUGAUAGCAAAGAAGACAAGUCUGCCGAGAUGAAGAAGGCCAUCACACUCCUAGAGAGUGUUCGGAAUGCCUGGAAGGACCCCAAGCGGACGAUUGCCCCGGAUGCCUCCGUGUUAUUGAACCUGGCGCGGUUAUACGAACUGGAUCAACCCGAGAAGGCGCUGCAGUGUCUCCAGCAGGUCGAGCAGCUUGAAUUAGACCAGAUACCAAAAUCAGAGCGACCUACAGAUGCAGAGAAUGAAGCAGCGGCACAAGUGGAAAUGAGAAAGUUCCUUCCACCCCAGCUUCUGAACAACAUUGGCUGCUUUCAUUCUCAAGCUGAGAAGCACGAGCUGGCUAGCGAGAUGUUUGAGGCCGCCCUAAGCGCAUGUAUGAGAAUUGGCGAAAAGGAACCCGGUAUGGAUACGGACGCAUUGGUUUCGAGCAUCAGCUUCAACCUCGGCAGAAGCUACGAGUCUAGGGGAUUAACGGAUAAGGCAAUGGAGGUUUACGAAGGCCUGCUGGCCCGCCACGAUGAUUACACGGAUGCUCGCACCAGAUUGGCGUAUAUCAAACUGCGAAAGAACCCUAAUAAGGAAGGCCCAGAUGCAGUCGCCAAGUUGUACCAGGAGAACACUAGUGACUUGGAAGUUCGAGCUCUGUACGGUUGGUACCUCGGCAAGGUGCACUCCAGAAAACGACCAGCCAACAUCGUGGAAGACCCUGAAUUCCGCCAUUACAAGCACACCUUGCAGAACUACGACAAGCAUGACAAGUAUGCUCUCAUUGGCAUGGGUAACCUGUAUUUACUGCAAGCCAGGGAAAUGCGGCGUGAGACGGAGUCUGAUAAGCAGAAGCGAAGUGUUAUUUAUGGCAAGGCCGUAGAGUUCUUUGAGAAGGCCCUCUCACUAGACCCUAAGAACGCCUAUGCUGCUCAGGGUGUUGCCAUUGCUUUGGUGGAAGACAAAAAGGACUACAAGAGCGCUCUCACAAUCUUCAAUAAGGUUCGAGAGACAGUGAGAGAGCCUCACGUGUAUGUCAAUCUCGGCCAUGUCUUUGCGGAACUGAGACAAUACUCUAAAGCAAUCGAGAAUUACGAAAUUGCUCUCACUAAGGACGGAAAAGCCAACGAUCCGGUCAUUUUGUCAUGUCUAGGUCGUACAUGGCUGAACAGAGGCCGCUCAGAGAGGGACAUUGACGCCUACGGCAAGGCCCUCGAGUGCGCGCAACAGGCUCUUGAGGUUGCACCGGACCAAGUGCACUACAAGUUCAACGUAGCUUUUGUGCAAAUCCAACUCGUCACUACGAUUCAAAACUUGCCCGAGAACAGAAGAACUGCCGAGCAACUUGAGACAGCCGCCGCGGGUCUCGAGUCUGCCAUCGAAUCACUAGACGCAAUUGCCACACUCCCUCAAACUCCAUACCCCAAACACGACAUUGAACAACGUGCCAACAUGGCCCGCAACACACUCCGCAAACAGCUCGAACGAGCCAUUGCAAAACAAAAGGAAUGGGAGGAGAAGAAUAAAGAGAAGAUCCAAGCUGCCAAGGAGCAACGUGAGGCCGAGCUCAAGCGCCGCGAGGAGCAACGCCAAGAAAUCCUCGAAAAGGAGCGAGAGCGUCAAGAAAAGAUCCGCAAGGAGCGAGAGGCCAUCGCCAUCCGAGAUCGAGCCCUCGCCGAACAACGCGCCGAGGAGGAACGCCAGAAGCAGGAACUUGAAAUGACCACGGACGCGGAGACGGGUGAAAAGGUGAAGAGGAAGAGCAAGGCGGCAGGGCGCACUGGUGAAGGAAGACCCAAGAAGACACCCAAGAAGAAGAAGGCAGCCCGUGACGAGGACGAUUCAGAGGAGGAGUCGCAUACCAAGAAACGGAGGCGUCUCACGAAGAAGGAGUCGUCGAAAUUCAAGUCUGCAGAGAUUGUUGUUGAUAGCGACGACGAGCAUGAAGAUGAUGACGAUGCCCUGGAACGAGCGGAGAGGGAAAUGGAGCGCGAUGGAAUGCCCGCGUCAGACGACGACGACGAUCUCGCAGCUGAUAAGAUGGACGUCGAUGAGGAUGAUGCGCCUGCUCGUAGCGGUGCUGAGGACGAAGACGAAGAUACCGCUGCUCGACAGGCUAAGCGUUCGAGAAGAGGGCGAAUAGUGGAGGAGAGUGAGGAGGAGGAAUAG
Messenger RNA from Metarhizium brunneum ARSEF 3297, 3537 nucleotides. RefSeq names its product Tetratricopeptide repeat protein 1 (gene tpr1). NCBI's taxonomy places the organism in Eukaryota, Fungi, Ascomycota, Sordariomycetes, Hypocreales, Clavicipitaceae. Gene Ontology annotation, molecular function: RNA polymerase II complex binding. Gene Ontology annotation, biological process: transcription elongation by RNA polymerase II; regulation of DNA-templated transcription. The record is from RefSeq and is a predicted model, not a curated record. Gene Ontology annotation, cellular component: Cdc73/Paf1 complex.